Messenger RNA from Pezoporus occidentalis (night parrot), 2307 nucleotides. Its product is annotated as C-C chemokine receptor type 8-like. The coding region runs from base 252 to 1382 and encodes 376 amino acids. The transcript is spliced from 2 exons. Gene Ontology annotation, molecular function: C-C chemokine receptor activity; C-C chemokine binding. The record is from RefSeq and is a predicted model, not a curated record. Lineage: Eukaryota; Metazoa; Chordata; Aves; Psittaciformes; Psittacidae. Gene Ontology annotation, biological process: cell chemotaxis; immune response; calcium-mediated signaling. Gene Ontology annotation, cellular component: external side of plasma membrane; membrane.
AGUUUAGAUUGGAGAUAAGGAAGAAGUUCUUUACUGUGAGGGUGGUGAGGCGCUGGAAUGGGUUGCCCAGAGAGGUUGUGAAUGCUCCAUCCCUAGCGGUGUUCACGGCCAGGGGCUUGGAGCAAGCUGCUCUAGUGUGAGGUGUCCCUGCCCAUGGCAGGGGGUUGGAACUGGAUGAGCUUUAAGCUCCCUUCCAACCCAAACCAGUCUAUGAUUCUAUGCAGCCCGUUGUGAGCUGACUUGUGCCUCGUAUGUAUACUAAGAGGGUAAUUUGGUAUUUGAGCCUCAUGAACUUCAUUGUUCUUGGACAGGUGGAUUACAUGUCCCCAGCAUCUAACUCCUCUGCAGCCUAUGAACACAACUUCUACUACCCAGAACUGGACAUCAUCUGUGACCUUGACAAUAUCCCAGCAUUUGCAUCUGCCUUUUUUCCGGUGCUGUACUCCCUCCUGUUUGUGACUGGCCUCGUGGGAAAUGCUUUGGUCGUUUGGAUCCUAACAGCUUUCAAGAACGUCAGGGCCAUGACUGAUGUGUAUCUGCUGAACCUCGCCAUCUCUGACCUCCUCUUUGUUUUCUCCCUGCCCUUCUUGGUUCAGUACUCCAUCACAACUCAGUGGACUUUUGGUAAUGCAAUGUGUAAAAUCAUCAGCUCCGCUUACUUCAUUGGCUUCUACAGCAGCGCCUUCUUCAUAACCAUCAUGAGCGUCGACAGGUACCUGGCCAUUGUCCAGUCUGUCUACGCUCUACGGGUUCGGACAGCUGCUCGUGGGGCUAUCACCAGCCUGGUCCUUUGGGCAGUCGCUGUUUUAGCAUCAGCACCAGACUUGAUAUUUUUCCAGGAGACAACUUACGAUAACCAGACUAAGUGCCUGCCUCACUAUCCUGACAGCAGCAAUGGCUGGAGGACUUUCAGUAACUUUGAAGUCAAUGUCCUGGGGUGGCUGAUCCCCGUUGGUGUUCUCAUCUUCUGCUACCACAGCAUCUUGAAAAACCUGCAGAAGUGCCAUACUCAGAACAAAUACAGAGCAAUUAAACUGGCUUUUAUUGUUGUCAUCGUGUUCAUCCUCUUCUGGACCCCCGUCAACAUUGUGCUUUUCCUGGACUCUCUAAAGAACAUGCACAUCAUCGAUGACUGCCAGACAAGCCAAAGGUUAGACCUCGCCAUGGAGCUGGCUGAGGCACUCUCCUUUGUACACUGCUGCCUCAAUCCAGUCAUCUACGCCUUUGUGGGUGAGAAGUUCAAGAAACACCUUCAUGAAGCUUUCAGAAAAUAUGCCCGUUUUCUGUUGUUCUGCAAAGACCACAGUGGGCACAGACUGGACAAGCACUCCUCUGUUCAUGCAGCAACCUCACAGUCAUCUUCUGUUGGUGCUGUCUUGUAGAGCUACAGGUGAAAAACUUUCAUCCUGAACAGAUGACCUGAAACUGAGAAAUCCUCCCAGCAGGGCAUCCACAGGGAAGAACUGUUUGGUCAGCCUUUUAGGAUAGGAAAAGUGGAAGCAGCUGCUUCAGCUUGCUUUUUAACACAGUUGGGGUUCUUAAUUUUUAGUGUCUUUCUUUAGCAUCUUCCUCCCUUUUCCCCGGCAUGUUCUGCCCUGCCUGCAUUGUGAAAGGGAGGAUGGAAUUACCAGCAGACCUCUGCACUCCCUGAGCAGCAUGGAGAGGUGCUUUAGAAGCACGUCCUCCCCUACCUCAGAUUCAGUACUGAAAGAAACUGGCUAUGUUUCCAAACUCAGGACACUUGGCUGCUCCUUCCUUCAUCCCAUCAGAGUGGACUGGCUUUGUAAGCAGGGUCAAGGCUCACAGCAGGAGCCCAAACUCACUCUUUGGGGAGAAAAGGUCAAUGUUUCAGGUAUCAUGCCAGGGCCUGGCUUUGUUGACAGCUCUGAAUGAGGCUUCCAGCCCAGAAAGAGCUUAGUAGGUGAGUAAUUAGAUAGGCAACAAAGAGAAAUGCCAUAUGCAUGUGUUUUGUUGUAAUCAAUGUGGAGGAGUAUCUAGGUAUGAUCCUCGCUCUCCAUUCACUACCAAGGCCUGCAGCUCCUGGGCUGGAAGGGUUUGGAAGUUGUAGCUCAGAAAUUACACUGUGGUUGUCAAAGAAAAACCCUUAUGGAAAUGAAUGAGUGUCCUAAGGAUGAGUAGAGAAAUAGUUACCAUGAAGAAAAAAGAUGAAGAGUUGAAAAAUACUGAGUGUGAGCUGAGAGAGCAGUAACAGUGAUAUGCCAAAGCUUCUUGUGGUCCUGCUUGCUGGUAAGCCACAGGCCAAGGUGGUUCCUGCUUUCAGCAGAGCCCUGAUCUGUUUGCCAAGGG